CCGAACGGCCCUCCCCCCACCCCCCCCACACUCGUUCUUCUCCUAUCUACUAUCCACACACACGCGCGGCAAAAAAGAAACCCCGAAAGAUUGAUAGAAAAUGCACUUUGCGCUCCCGACACGGGGGAACCACCGGUCUUCGCCGUUCCUGACGAACUCGGUAUCGCGCAGCUAUAUCCCUCGAGGACUGCACCGGCCGCUAUGCGUUCUCGUGGUCUUCCUGGUGGCCGUGUUCGUGCUCCUGCGCACCCUGUCUGGCGAUGGACGGCCGACCGAUGCCCCAAGGACCGUCAUGGUGCUCGUCCUCAAUCGCACCGACCACUCCAAUGAACAUAUCAACAGGAUCGUGGCGAACAGACAGGAGUAUGCGAAGGCUCACGGCUACGGUCUCUCCAUCAAAAGCGUGGCCGACUACCCCGGCGGCGGCGCAUCCAGCGAGUGGGCGAAGGUGCCCGCGAUCCGGCACGCCAUGGCGACCUACAAGUACUCUGAGUACUUCUGGUACCUCGACCAGGACGCGAUCAUCAUGAACCCGUCGCUAUCCCUCGAGGAGCACGUUCUCGGCCGGCUCAGCUCGCUGAUGCGGCGCGACGUACCGAUCGUCCCGCCCAGCUCGGUGAUCAAGACGUACCGCCACGUGCCCGCGGAGCGCAUACAGUUCAUUCUCACGCAGGAUAGGGAAGGCCUCCAGCCAGGGAGCAUGAUCAUUAAGAGCGGAGCCUGGGCAAAUUACUUCCUCGAUGCCUGGUAUGACCCGAUGUUUAGGUUUUACAACUUUGCGAAGAAGGAGAGACAUGCUUUGGAACAUAUCGUCCAAUGGCACCCGACCAUCUUGACGAAGCUGGCACUAAUCCCGCAGAAGGUGCUAGGCGCAUACACGCCGGCUGCCCAAGCGGGCGGUGCAUACGAGGACGGGGACUUUGUAAUACUAUUCCACGAGUGCUGGAAACCCGGACGGAGCUGCGAGAAGGAGUUCAACACGUACUGGGAGAAGAGACAGACCGCCGAGGAGUCAUAGAUGGGAUGUAAUGUGCA
Molecule: messenger RNA, 1035 nt
Organism: Tricharina praecox
Lineage: Eukaryota; Fungi; Ascomycota; Pezizomycetes; Pezizales; Pyronemataceae
Product: galactosyl transferase GMA12/MNN10 family-domain-containing protein
Exons: 3
Coding region: 101-1018 (305 amino acids)
Biological process (GO): protein N-linked glycosylation
Cellular component (GO): Golgi membrane; mannan polymerase complex
Molecular function (GO): alpha-1,6-mannosyltransferase activity
Source: RefSeq, a predicted model, not a curated record